AUGUGGCCGAGACUAUUCCCCGGCCUGUUAUACAAGGGAAAGAGCUUUACCCACGAGUGGAUGCAAUUAGCCCUAAAUUGCCCACCCCUUUCCAGCGCAUGGCUUCACUCAGGCGCAGAGCACCUUCUCAUCCGGCGGAGAGCAUCUGGAGGGGCCGAAUGUUCUACGACUGGGAAGGAUAUUUAUGAGUUGCUUCUUAUGCGGCAAGAAACUCUUACAGCGUUGAAGGAUGUUGUUAAUGACGGCUGUCCUGCCAAGAUCACGGAUGAAAUUGUCAUGGCUGCUUUUGCUUUGGCGUUACAUCCACACGAGCGAGACCAAGACGCAAGCUCUCGGAUGAAAAUGGCCCCUCUCUCAAACCUGCAGUGGUUGACCCGGUUCACUGACAUUGUGAUUAUGGACGGCCAUGUUCGAGGAUUACGCUAUCUUGUGCAAGCGAGAGGCGGAUUUGAAAAGCUCAAGAUGCCAGGGCUUUCCGAAGGAUUGUCCACUUGGGAUCUUAUCACAGCUAGUAAAUUUCUGGCAAGACCUUACUGGCCGCUUCUGACAAACAUUCAGCUUGACAGUGCUGCUGAGUUCUUGGCCAAGUUUGAAUACACCGACUCUGUGACUGGUAAUUUACAUUGUCUUCUCUAUACAACGUUUCCCCAGCCCGUGAUGUGGGUAUUCCAUGCCCUCCGUGGAUACAGUUCUUUAUUGGAAGGGUAUGCCGUUGGACGGGUCUUUAAUCUCGAUCUGGGAUAUGUACUCAAAUUGCGAAACCUGCUCCAUUACCACGUGUUGUCUAUUCCUGCUGCUACAUUUGCAGAUACUGGAACUGUGUCACAUAUAUACGAGUCACUUCGAUUGACGCUGAUCGUCUACAGCAUGCUUGUCUUAUUUCCCGUCCCCUUGAUGACAAGUCCGUACCCAACUUUGGCGGGUCUCCUACGAUAUGAAUUGGAAUCUAUCCGUGAUGAGGUGUGGACUGCGAUGUCCUCACUACUACUAUGGAGUUUGACGCUAGGUGGAAUCGCGGCCCUUGAUACACCACUCGGCCCUUGCGGUAUUGAGGGUCGGAUCCUGUGGAAGGAAGCUCAAGAGUGUGGUCAUCAACUCCUUGCCGAACACUACCCUACUUAG
Molecule: messenger RNA, 1122 nt
Organism: Penicillium daleae
Lineage: Eukaryota; Fungi; Ascomycota; Eurotiomycetes; Eurotiales; Aspergillaceae
Exons: 3
Coding region: 1-1122 (373 amino acids)
Source: RefSeq, a predicted model, not a curated record